GGUUGCGAAGUCUGAUAAUAGUUUCAUCAGUAAUGUUUUCCUCAAUUAAUUUUUUUAGGAUAUGUAAUAAGUUAGAGUGCGGAUUCUCAUAAUGGUCACUUCCAAAUGCGGGACCAUUUCAUUUCAAGAGGGGGAGUUUGGGUUGUACCAUGUCCAUUUAUUUAUUUGUUUGUUUGUUUGUGUGUUUGUUUGUUUAAAUUAAGUAUAUGUAUGUGACACUGUAUUAUCAUAUAUACCACAUUAUCACUAUAGUAACAGUUUUAUUUUGGAAUAAACACAGUUGUUUCGCCGUAUUUUUUUCCCCUAAAACUAAAUCCCAAAGUGUGUUGUUAGAGAUUGUAUUUGCACUUAAAUGAUUAAAUAGCCAUAUAUUUAUGUAUUUAUUUAUUUAUACAUCUAUAUAAUUAAACAAUUAAGUCUAGUACAAUGCCAUGCUUAACUUUAGACUUGUAAUAACAAACCGGUAUUCACUAAAGUUCGUCUGUAAAAUAUAGUCAUGGACCGUAUCCUCAAUAGCGUACAGAGCCCUACAGGUGUCCCCUAUACAGCGUAUGACAGUAACAGCGCUCUACGCCCUACUUAGUGCACUAGAUUCCAAAUAGCGAGCCAUUUGGAACUGAGCCUGUGUAAUAGCAUAUGUAUCAGUGACGCACGGCUAAUAUUCGCAGUGCUAAGUGCUAAGAGCGUUUAAAUAGUUUGAGGCUAAUUGUUCAUUAAAACUACAUAUUUCAUUCCUCGUGUAAAAUGUUAAAUAGAGCAGAAACAUGUGGAAACACUACACUGUGUGUGUAUUGUGUGUUAGAAGGUGAUAAUUUCGUUGUUAUGGAAACCGAACGGCUAAAGUGCUUGGUUUAACGAGUCGGUUUAAUGAUUCGAUUCUUUUUUGAAGAGACCGAGUCUUCGCGAAGGAGUCGGCUCUUUAUGUAAAUAGACGAUGUUGUAAAGCUAUUUUGUUAAAUAGAAGGUAGAGUGAGAUUUCCUCAAACAGUGUGAGUCAAGGUCAAGUAAAUAAGAACCACCAUCGCAAAUGCUGUCCGUUUAAAACAUGGCAACGAGUCGUUUUGAAGCCGAAAGAGUCGGCCCAAUGAUCUGACUCACUGAAUCACUAAAGAAUUACAGUUAACAAUCCAGUUCAUUACACACUCCUUUUCCAGUUUAUUAUGUAACACCUGACUCAUACCUACACCUAUUAGUCACACACACACACACACACACACACACACACACACACACACAUAGAGCACAGUUACUGACUGUAUGCAGUAUGACGUUAUGCAUUUGUCAGCCGCUCUACUCCUAACACCAGUGUGCAUGACUAUUAUUUUGCUUCCGUAAGACACAAAUCACUUAAAAAUGAUGUGCAAUUUAUUGUCCUUUAUUUAUUGUUCAGCUAUUAAUCUGCAACUUUGACUGCAGUACUGAUCUUUUCCAGUGGAUCUGACGCAGGUCACAGGUUUUUGGCAUUUCUCUUGAGAAGUGUAGGAACUCGAGUAGUGAGUGGGGAACUGAAGAAAAGUAGGACUAUAGGAUUGAGUACUGUAGGAUUGAUCUGAGGAAUCAUUUAAGCCAAUUGUUUGGAUUUGUUGCUUCAGUGGUUUCUCCGUAACAUGAGAAGCUGCGUAUUUUUGAUCUUUUUAACUUUAAGAGAGAAAACAGAGAGGCUGGAGAGAGAACAUCUGUUUAUAGCUGCUAUAAUGUAAGUGAGAACAGGAACUAGGUUGACUAGCAGACAUUCCACAACAUUAAGAACAGAUAUGACGUUGUUUGUAUCGUUGGCAAUUUCCUGUGGUAUAAGAGUAAUAAAACACUUGGGAUCAUGCUGUUAUAGGCAAGUAAUCAACUUCAUCAUGCAGUGCCGAUGUUGAUUAUUUUCCUGUAACAGCGUGGCAGAGUGAUUUACUCAUCUCGAAAUAAUUGUAUCAGCACAGUGAUACAGAUCACACAGCAUUUCAUUUGUGAUGGAUUUGAAUGUUUUACAGCCUCUGAAGGAGAUUCUUCCUCCAACAACUCUUAAAGUGGGACUGUGUGUCUUCGUGCUGAACUGAGAGAGUAAGACAUGAUGAUGUUUACAGUGUAAUAUGGAAUAAAAAUCACCUGGGCUUUUUCCAGUCUUUGACUGUCUGGUUUGGGUGAGUGUAUGCCCAUGAUGCCUCAGAUUGUUGUUAUUCACAGCGCUCUUUGUAAACUCUAGAGACUGUUGUGUGUGAAAAUCCCAGGAGUAUCUGAAAUACUCAAACCAGCCAUCUGGCACUAACAACCAUGCCACGGUUAAAGUCACAGAGAUCACACUUUUUCCCUAUUCUGAUGUUUGUGUGAACAUUAACUGAAGGUCUUGACCUGUAUCUGCAUGAUUUUAUGCAUUGUGUUUCUGCCACCUGAUUGGAUGAUUAGAUAACUGCAUAAUAAAGUGGAAGGUGAGUGUACCUGUAGCCAACGUGUAAUACAGAUUUAUACAGGUCAUUGUCUCUGGUAGCGUUGUGGGAGCGCAUCUGCGUUCACAGUGGUUGUUUGUUUAUACAAAUCUACAGCCUCCUUUCGUACUGGACCGUGUGAAUUAUGUCACUAUCUGGUGUUGGCGAUGUUCAGGUUUCUGUUUCACGUGCUGUGUUAGACACACCUGAAUUCACCUGUAACAUAUAGAAGAGGAUGUUCUCACUGUUCUGUUCUUCAUUUCUUCUUCCACUUUGUUGAUGUUUUGAUGAAAAACUAAUUGAGCAAAUGGAUCUCAGACUUGCUCUGAAGAAACUCCUUCUUUCCCUCAUGAUUAUUUUUCCUCAUGCAUCAGCAGUCACACACUCUGUGCAGUACCUCUACACUGCCCUCACACCAGGAAUAAAUCUCACUGCUGUUGGUCUGCUGGAUGGAGAGCAGUUUGUGUACUAUGACAGCAACAUCAGGAAGACGAUCCCAAAGACGGAGUGGGUAAAGAAGAUCAGCGCUGAUGAUCCAGAUUACUGGAACAGACUGACGCAGCGUAUGCAGAGAGAUCAGGAGAACCUCAAACAGCUCUUAGAUACAGUAAUGAAAGACUUUAAUCACACUGAAGGAGGUCACACACUACAGAGGACGUACGGCUGUGAGCUUGAUGAUGACGGCACCGCUAGAGGAAACGAUCAGAUCCGUUAUGAUGGAGAAGAUUUCAUCAGCCUGGAUCUGAAAACUGGAACCUGGACUGCAGUUAAUGAUAAAGCUCUGAUCACCAAAGAGAAGUGGGAGACUGUAGGACCCGAUGCUAAUAUCCAAAAGAACUACCUAGAGAAAGAGUGUAUCGAGUGGUUAAAGAAGUACGUGUCUUACAGCAGAGAGACUGUGAAGAGGAAAGGUGGAGGAUUAAGUGGAUUGCAGACUGCGAUCAUCACUGUUUCAGUCGUGGCUUUUUUUGCUCUCCUUGCUGGACUUAUCAUCUGUAAAAAAUGCAAAUCUGGUGAGAGGGAGGACUACAUUUGACACUAAUGUCACGAAGGCUACAUUGCACGAGCAGACAUCUUAGAGUUAUAGCGACGACUAAACUGCAAACUGAGAGCAGAACACACAAAGACUAACACGCUGCACUGCUGUUCAUUCAGAGCAAGCAAAGGAUAAGGAUCAGAUGCUCGAGCUGCAUUCUCUCUCUCCACCAUGAACCAAAAACAAUUUAAAGUAAGACUAUGUAAAUCUAGGCAGGAAAAGAAAAUAUUUUAUUGUAUGUGCCUAGUUUUAUCUGUUUUGAGUGAUUUGAAGCUGCAAACUGCAUUCUCUCUCUCUCUCUCUCUCUCUCUCUCAUUUAUACAUGUGUAUUUGAAGGUUGCUGCAUUUGAAUAUUAUUCUAAUAAUGUUUAAAUAACAGAGUCAAGUUAGUUAUUAUAAGACAUUUUUAAAGUUUUUUAACAUGUUUAUAUUUACUGAUUAAA
Messenger RNA from Pangasianodon hypophthalmus (striped catfish), 3890 nucleotides. Its product is annotated as class I histocompatibility antigen, F10 alpha chain-like. The coding region runs from base 2719 to 3447 and encodes 242 amino acids. Gene Ontology annotation, cellular component: external side of plasma membrane. The record is from RefSeq and is a predicted model, not a curated record. Gene Ontology annotation, biological process: immune response. The transcript is spliced from 6 exons. NCBI's taxonomy places the organism in Eukaryota, Metazoa, Chordata, Actinopteri, Siluriformes, Pangasiidae.